Messenger RNA from Verticillium nonalfalfae, 255 nucleotides. RefSeq lists its product as uncharacterized. The coding region runs from base 1 to 255 and encodes 84 amino acids. The transcript is spliced from 2 exons. Lineage: Eukaryota; Fungi; Ascomycota; Sordariomycetes; Glomerellales; Plectosphaerellaceae. The record is from RefSeq and is a predicted model, not a curated record.
AUGAAGGUUGCCACUGCUCUCUCACAGAUUCUUUGCUUGGGAACAGUGUGGGCCCUGAAAGGCAAAUUCAGCUUCUACAAUGCGGGGUUGGACAUUGGAACCAUCCAGGGCAAGUCCAGGUCGUAUGUCUACAUUGGCGCCAAUUCUUUGAUCGAUGAUGAAGAUGGGACGCCUGUGGUGGGGCAGAACGUUUCGUUCACAGGCACGCGGGUGCUCAACACCUGGAUUGCCACGGACGUGGACCUUCUCGGCUGA